This is a messenger RNA of Drosophila takahashii, 5028 nucleotides long. It is a transcript of the gene Als2, whose product is annotated as Amyotrophic lateral sclerosis 2. Gene Ontology annotation, cellular component: cytoplasm; intracellular membrane-bounded organelle. Gene Ontology annotation, molecular function: small GTPase binding; guanyl-nucleotide exchange factor activity. Gene Ontology annotation, biological process: endosomal transport; regulation of GTPase activity. The record is from RefSeq and is a predicted model, not a curated record. NCBI's taxonomy places the organism in Eukaryota, Metazoa, Arthropoda, Insecta, Diptera, Drosophilidae.
UCUAGUCCAAGAAACCAUCACAAAAACAUGAAUUAGCCAGUAAAAGCCAAGUGAAAACAGACCUAUUUCUUCUGUGGCAUCCAAAAUUGCGUUCCAAUCCGCGGCGUAAGAUGUUCGAUGGUGCCAAUAGCGCCUAGCGGAGCCCGGAGAACGCGCAGUAUGUAAGAACGGCCUGUUGGCGAAUCGUGCAAUUGCGUCGUGUUACAAAACAACAAUUUGCGCAUCAUGGCCAGUGCAGCGGAUGACUCGGAGUCCGGGGGUCAGGAGGAUCGGGAGAGUUUCGCCAUCUACCACGAGGGCAGGAUGCUGCAGCUUCACUGGCGCGGCUUGCCUCCCCUUCGGCGGGCUCCCGCAUCGCGGAUUUGCAGCAUUGGCGAGGGCCUGCUCCUCCUGACCACCGACCACGCCCUCUACUCCGCCCAGCUGCAGGCCAACCGCAACCACCUGGACAUACAACUCCUGCGCACGGACGUGGUGGACAUGGACUUCUGCUCCGGCAGCCAGGAACUCUUUGUGGUGCUCAGCAACGGCUCUGUGCAGCGCCAGUCCACGGGACCUGGUCGGGAUGUGGGUCACCCGCACGCCUGGCAAACCCUCGGCUUCGAUCCCCUGGAACUGCUCGCCGAGGGCGUUCGCAUCCGGCGCGUUUGCUGCUCCGCCCAGGGCGUGGUCUUCGUCGGCUCUGCCGGGGAAACCUAUGUCAUGGGCAGUUGCGGAGAGGUCUUCAAGGCGGAACAACAACCCCGCCACAUGCGCCUAUACGAAGAGGGAAAGGAACUGCUGGACUUGGCUGCCGGCAACGAGCACUUCGUCAUGUUGGUUGCUCCCUACAACCUGGCCGACGAUGCGCUCCAGCUUCCGGUGGCCAGUGCGAAGGAAGAGCCCGAGGACGAGCGCGCAUCGGUUAAAUCCCUCAGCAGCGACAACUCCGAGCGCAGCUUUGCGGCCAACACGAGGCACCUGCUCCAUCAAGGCUACGCCCUGCUCCACACCCAAUUAUUCACCUUCGGAGCCUCCAAUAAUGGCCUCCUGGGCACCGGGGAUCACAUCCGGCGGGCCAAUGUCAUGCGUCUCCAGAAACUGGACAGCAUGGGCGUGUGCAGCAUUGCAGCCGGGCUGGAGCACACGGUGGCCCGCACGCUCGACGGAAGGCUCUACCACUGGGGCCUAAACAAUCACUCCCAGCUGGGCGAGGAUGUAAGCUCGCCCAUGGAGAUCACCAUAACGGAUAGCUCGGCGACACUGCCCUUGGAGCAGAACUCGGCGCUAGAGGCGACUUGCGGCGACUACCACACGCUGCUGCUGAACGCCUCUGGACAAAUACAAUCCCUGCAGCCGCCGCCUCCCAUGCGACACCUGCAGCAAUCUAGCACCUAUGCCCAGACGCUCCUCCAGCUUCAAUUGGGAGCCGCGUGGCCCCGACAACUGCGCCUGCUCAUGUCCUCCGGCGGGUACACGCUGCAAAACCAAAGGCAGUUCCAGCGCCAGUAUCACUACUACCUGAGUCACCUGCAAUCGCAGUUGCAGCUGCUGCUCAAGCACCGCCAGGCAGUCCAAACACUGGAGAUCUGGCAGCGGCAGUCGGCGCUGGAAGCGCUCAGCGUCCUCGGUCCGCUGUUGGUCAACUGGGAGCGAAUCCUGUGCCUGCUUGUGGCCACCUUGCAUUCGUUGGAGGGCUUCUACCGAGCUGAUUUCGUGCAGCCCGCCGAUCUGCUGUUCAUCUGCCACCACAAGGAAUACAUCGAACUGUUCGACGGCUACACAAAGGCCUAUUGCGAUGUGUACUCGGUGAACGGAUUUGUUGAGGCGGUGGCCGCCAUUGCUGGACUCAGCAGCCCACUGGCCGAGCUCAACGAGGAGAGCUACGUGACUCGGUUGUUUCAGCAACCCUUCAGUAUCUACCAGCUUUUUGUGCAGUUCAUGGAGCUGCUAGUCAAGACGCAACCGGAGUACGGAGAGCACAGAGUGGCCUGGUCGGAGUUUGCGCGACACAGCUGCAUCAGCCAGGAGCUGGCCGUGAACACCAGGGAUUUCUGGAGCAGCAACGAUCGCAACCCAAGGAUAGUUCAGUUCAGAAAGCGCCAGCGAAGGGUGAUACUCACGUCAGCCCUGGUGCCUCUGAAACUAGUCACCUCUGGCAUCAGCAUGUCCAGCAAUAGCUUCAUCUUGUUUUCGGACUUCCUCUGCCAGGUGGGCGGCAACUCGCUGUACUCCUAUCCCUUGACUACCCUGUGGGUGUGGACCGAAGGCGACCUGUACCUGCGCUUGACAACGCCGGAAAAGACACUUUUGGUAGCAACGCGUACGCAGGAGAUGCGCAAGGUGUGGCUGGACCAGCUGCAAUCGAGCAUUGUUGCGUCCUUGGGCAGGCCACUCGGCAGCCCGGUGCCCAGUUCUCGCUCCACGGGCUACGAGUUUAGUCGCGAGCACCCGAAGUUCUCCAGGGUGAAGGCGUGCGGUACCUGGAGAAAGGGUGUCCUUCACGGAAACUGCUAUCUUGAGUAUCCGGACGGCAGCGUUUACUGCGGAGAGCUGUAUUAUGGUACCAUCGAAGGCUAUGGCAAAAUGGUGAUUCCGUCAUCGGGCCUGUAUGUGGGUCACUUCAAGGGUGGACGCUUCCACGGUCACGGUGUUUACGAGAUCCACAACAAGGACACUCCAGAAAGCGAGGUGUACGAGGGAAACUUUUGCGAGGGUCUGUUCCACGGCCAUGGAAUGAUGCGCAACAACCGAUACAUCUACGUGGGCGAGUACCAGGCCAAUGCCCGCAGUGGCUACGGUGUGAUCGAGGACCUGGUUAGUGGGGACAAGUACAUGGGGAUGUUCGCGGACAACAAGCGAUCUGGCAUCGGCAGCUGCAUCACAAACCGCGGUGACUACUUCGAGGGCAGCUUCUCCGGAGAUGACCUGAUGGGCAGUGGAGUUGCGGUCUUUGAGAAUGACUACUACUAUGAGGGCGAACUCACGCUGCACGGCCCCAACGGGCGGGGCGAGUAUUACAUGCCCAGCGGAGAUGCCGGGAGUGGAUGUUUAGCGACCGGGGAGUCCGACGACACUUGCGAGCUGAUCGGUAACAAGAUGUUCGGGCAGCUGAGCGGCACCUGGGAGACGGUGCGCAUCCAGGCUGGCGAACUGGUACUAAAUCGGCGCUUUCCCAAGUACCCCAGCUCCCUUGGACGCCAAGUGGUGGACCACAAUCGCAAGUGGCGCUCGCUGUUCAACAACUUCGAAUCGGACCUGGCUAAUUGUACGGCCAGCAGCAGCAGCUCCGGUGGAAAUCCAUCGGGAGGCACCCUCAGAAAAGCCUCGAAACCCACGCUCAGCACGGCUCAAAUGUGGAACUGCAUAGCGGUGUACAUGAGCAAGCAAAGGGCUCGAGAAGGAGCCAAGCCCGGAAACUACUUCAACAACAUUCUACUCAGUCUGCCGCUGCCGCAGAAGACCGACUCCCCGCUGGCGAAAGCACGGACCACCACAAACACACUGAGUAAGCUUCAGACGGAGGCGCUGGACUUUCUGGGCUUUCCGCCACGCCGCAUCCACUCCCAAGAGGCACUUAACAGCAAGCCAGGUGAACUGCAGAGGGCGGAUAGCUUGCUGUCCAUGGGCCACAACACAUCUCGGGACUUGGACACCAGCAGUUUGACCAGUUUUCAGUUGGACCAAAGCCUGCUAAACAGCACUUUGAAUGGCGACGAGUCCAGCACGCUGAAUGAAAGUUUUACAAAACUAAGUCACAACAACAAUAACAGCAUCUCGAAGCACAUGAACAGCAGCGAUUGCUCGAUUACCUCCACAACAUCCGUGAAGAGUGGACUGCUGGAACAGGUACCCAGCUUUGGAAUGGCCUCGGUGCUCACGGAGCAGGAUGUGGCCUCUAUUCGGUUGUAUCUCGAGCAGGCUUUCAAGGAUCGCCAUCAUCCGCUGUACGCCUUGAAUGAGCGCAUCGCAAACUGCUUCCACUACUCAUACGGCUACUGGAAGGUUAAACCCACCCCGAUCUUGGCCAAGCAGGCCAUGAGAGAGUGGGAGUCCAUAUCACGUCGCAUUUACCGCUUUGUGCGCAAGAUGUUUCCAGCUUUGCCCGAGGACUAUUGCCACAUGGAAGGCAGCCGGGAGGUUAUAUCGCAUAUUACCCUGCUGUAUCCACUUGUGUUGUCAGAGGGUAUCUACUCCACCCUUUUCGUGCUGUACGCCAAUAAGUACAGUCGAAAGGAUGAAAUGUAUCGGCAGAAUCUGAAUCUUGCCGAGAAACUUAAGGACCAAGAGCUCGUUGAACUAAUGGGUCAUGAGAGUUUCUUACAUAACGUUAUGCUGGAUCCCAAAUUUGAGGAGUCCGUCCAGACGUUAAAGGAGCUGCAGGAGAAGUUUAGUCCCCAGGACAUGUUGACUGUGAUACAGCGCAGCACGCAGCUGCUAACCGAGGCCUACGAGCACGCAAUGGCUGCAAAUGCCGCCCAGCUUAACGCGGACAACAUGAUUCCGCUCACCAUGCUCACGAUGCUGCGCGCUGCGGUUCCCCACUUGGGUGCGGAGUUGGCUCUGCUGGAUGAUCUGACGGGUGGCCCCAAUUUUCAGGCCGAGAUGAAUGGAAUGGCGGGCUACUGCUACACCACACUGAAGGCCGCCUAUGAGCACGUAACCUCAAGGGCUUUGCAAAAGAACCCUUGAGCGGGUUAAGCUGAAAGAUAACAGCUUUAACGUUAAUUUGUUUUCCUACUUGUUAAAUCGAACCACUGAAAUUGUCGCCUCUCGGACUCUCCAGGCUCAAGGGUAAAAUAAGCACUGUAAAGCUUAGGUGAAUUUGAAACGCAAUUGUUGAUUUCCCGCAUAUACUCUGUACAUACCUUCAACGACAAAAUUCCCUAAUACAAUUACGGGCAUCGAUUCUGUACAGAAGCUAAGAUCAGUGUAGGCAAUGUGUAUCUAUGUAUUUAUGUAUGUAUCUGUUUUGUAUAUUCUAGGCCAACGCAUUAACAUUCCGAUUACUCACCAAACCAAAUAAAUAAUAUACACACAUAUACGGGA